Messenger RNA from Coturnix japonica (Japanese quail), 1159 nucleotides. NCBI's taxonomy places the organism in Eukaryota, Metazoa, Chordata, Aves, Galliformes, Phasianidae. The record is from RefSeq and is a predicted model, not a curated record.
CAAAGGAAGAUGCUGGGCAAAGGUAGAAGCUGGGUGUAGCCGUGCAGUUCCAGCAGCUCAGGUGAGGGGUUUCUGUCUCCGUGGGGCUCCUUGUAGGGGAAAUCCUUCUGGGGUCACCUGCUCUUCCCCUCAGCCUGUGAGGAGCACCGGCACUGCCCAAGGCGGUGCUGGCUGUGCUCAUGGAACUCGUGUUUGAGUGACCCCAUCCCCUCCUCCACUGCUGGCUGUAACCCUCUGAGCCUUUCUCUUCUCCUACAGCUUCUUCCUGCAUAUCCUUCUCCAACUUUUUCCCCAUCUUCUUUCCAAAUCUUCUUCCCCUUCUUCUCCAUCAUUUCCUUAACCAACUCCUUCUCCAUUUCAUUCACCCUCUAAUUUUCUCAUCUUCUUUUCUCAUUGUUUAACAAUUUUUUAUCCAUCUACUCCAUCUCCUUCACCAUCUCCUUCUUAGUCUCCUUCCUCUCUCUCCUUUCCCCAACUCCUUCCCCCCUCCUCUCCUCCAGCACAGAUGGGCUUCACAUCGGGCUGCAAAUACCCCAGUUUCUCCCAUCCCUGGAGGACCCUCCUGGCUCAUCUCGUGGCUCUGCACCUUCUCCAUCUGGGAUCAGCACAGCUCACAGUGGUGGCACCAAACCUUCAUGUCACUGCCAACGUGGGACAGGAUGUCGUGCUGCGCUGUCAGUUGUCCCCUUGCAAGGAUGCUUGGCACUCAGACAUCAGAUGGUUCCAGCACGGGUCUGCUGGGCUUGUGCACCACUACCAAAAUGGAUUGGACCUGGAGCAGAUGGAGGAAUAUAAAGGGAGGACAGAACUGCUCAGGAAUGGCCUCUCUGAUGGAAACCUGGAUCUGCGCAUCACUGCAGUGAGCUUCGCCGAUAGUGGGUCCUACAUCUGUGCUGUGCAAGAUUUUGAUGGCUAUGCAGAAGCUGUAGUGGAGCUGGAGGUGUCAGAUCCCUUUUCCCAAAUCGUCCAUCCCUGGAAGGUGGCUCUGGCUGUGGUCAUCAUACUUCUGGUUGGGUCAUCUGUUCUCAUCAUUUUUUUUCUCCAUAGAAAGCAAGGUGAGCUGAGAGCAGAGGGGACAGAGUACAGGGAGGUGUUGUUGGCACAGAACAGAGUGCUGAGUGAGUCCUUCCAGCCCCUUCCACCACCAAAGUCCCUUUAA